UGGAAAUAAGAACCAACACAGACAAGCAUAUCAAGGAUAUUCGCUGGUAUAAAGAUGGAAUUUUUAUCAAACAAUCAACCCAGUUUGUAUUCUUGGGUAAGAAUUCUUUUCUUUUACAAUAAAAUAUGUCUUUCUUAUCUCGAGUAUAUUACAUAGCCUUGACACAUUUAAACUACGAAGGGAGGGGUAAAAAUUGGCAUACCGACCACCAUUCUCACCUCUUUUGGAUCAUCUUUGCGAUGAAAGCCACCUCCACCUUUAACUUGGUUACUUUCCCAAGUUUUGUUGCAUCAAAAAGAAACACAAAAAUGUUAUGCAUUGUGCUAUUGUACUUCUUUUUGCAUUAUUAGACGACACAGGAGAAGCUUAUGAACGCAAACGGUUGCUCUUAAAAAAUUUAAAUCAUAAACAGCUUUCUGGAAAAUAUAAAGUCGAGCUGAUUGGCGAGUAUUGUUCAUUUCAUAGCACUAUUGACGUAACAGUUCAUGUGAAACCUUUUGUCUCGAUCAAAUCAAAUUUAGGAGGUGGAAGGAAUCUGGUAGGCGAGAAAGGAAAAAAAAUAGUGCUGACAGCAAAAAUAAGCGGAGGAUACCCACCAGUGACGGAAAGUGAUUUACAUUGGACAAAAGACGGCGGAAAAAUCGCAAACAUUGCAAAAGGUCGCAUAAGUAUCGAAAAUUCACAGCAAACAGAGGAUGGCUGGCUGUCGAAACUUGAAAUUAAAGACUUGAACUUCAAAGAUGCAGCCGAGUAUCAGUUUAUUGUCGGAACUUCCGUUUCUAGGAAAAAGUUAGUUUCCGUUAUAAAAAAAGUUGUGGAUUUAACGACAGAAAAACCAACUGUCCUUUCGACUACCUUACGUUUGCAAACAAAAUGGUGGAAAGUUUUUCUUGUCGUGUUUGCUUUAUGCAAUCUGGUAAUAUGGUAGCGCAUUAGUGAUUGGAGUCAAGUACAAGGACGAUUCACUUAAAAAUGCAAUAGUAAAAUUGGUUGUGGGGAACAUAUUUGGUAAAACAAGCGACUUAAUAUUUGUUUUCUUAAAAAAUAUUGUGUAAAUAGUAUAAACUAUUGCUACAAAAUAGCUAGAAUUUUUUAAAAAAAGCAAUACUGUACUUUAUUUGCUCCAAAGAGCUCCAUAGGAAAUACAAGAUACCUUCCACAAACCGUUAUGAAAAGAGUAAUUGAAUU
Hydractinia symbiolongicarpus is the source of this 1188-nucleotide messenger RNA. RefSeq lists its product as uncharacterized. NCBI's taxonomy places the organism in Eukaryota, Metazoa, Cnidaria, Hydrozoa, Anthoathecata, Hydractiniidae. The transcript has 2 exons. The record is from RefSeq and is a predicted model, not a curated record. The coding region runs from base 314 to 928 and encodes 204 amino acids.